AUGGCGACGCUCACCGAGACGAGUUUCGACGCCGCAAAGUUCCCAUUCAAGGGUGCAAGCGUCAAAUUUCAUGAUUUGCCGACCCCAGAAGAGCCGAAUUUCCCCCUACCUCCUCCCUCCGUCAAUCCGACCACCAUCCUAGAUGUUGACAAGGGCACUCCGGAUAGCCAUGUACCCCGAGAUCCACGAUUGAUUCGGUUAACGGGUGUGCAUCCGUUCAAUGUGGAGCCGCCUCUCACAGCAUUGUAUAAAGAAGGUGAUCGGAUUCAUCAUCGAGAGAAAAACAACCCCACGCUGACAUUUACAGGGUUUCUGACCUCGCCUGAGUUAUUUUAUGUCCGAAAUCAUGGGCCCGUACCGCAAGUGCAUGAUGACGAUAUCCCGGACUGGGAGCUGAGCAUUGAAGGACUAGUCGAAAAUCCAUUUGUUCUGAGCUUCCGAGAGAUCCUACAGAAAUAUGACCAGAUCACAGCGCCCAUCACUCUCGUCUGUGCAGGCAACCGACGAAAAGAGCAAAACACAGUCAGAAAAUCCAAGGGAUUCUCAUGGGGCCCAGCAGGAUUAUCAACAGCCCUAUUCACGGGACCCAUGAUGGCAGAUUUGAUACGCUCCGCAAAACCAUUCCGUCGGGCAAAGUAUGUCUGUAUGGAAGGGGCCGAUAAAUUGCCAAAUGGUUUCUAUGGAACAUCGGUGAAACUAAACUGGGCGAUGGAUUAUAACAAGGGGAUCAUGCUAGCCCACAAGAUGAAUGGAGAACCUCUCCGGCCGGACCAUGGACGUCCGUUGCGGGCCGUGGUGCCGGGUCAAAUUGGUGGCCGCAGUGUCAAGUGGCUGAAGAAAUUGAUCAUCACGGAUGCUCCCAGUGACAAUUGGUAUCAUAUCAAUGAUAAUCGCGUAUUGCCGACGAUGGUGUCUCCAGAAAUGUCUGCCCAGGACAGGAAAUGGUGGACAGACGAGCGAUAUGCGAUCUAUGAUCUUAAUGUUAAUUCUGUCGCGGCAUACCCGGAACACGAAGAAGUGUUGGAUCUGGCGACCGCAGGAACAACCUAUACUGCAAGAGGCUAUGCAUAUGCAGGCGGCGGUCGACGGAUCACCCGAGUCGAGAUAUCGCUGGACAAAGGCAAAUCAUGGCGACUCGCCGAUAUCGAAUACGCAGAAGACAAAUAUCGAGAAUGGGAAGGCCACCUCUUUGGCGGCAAAGUCGACAUGUGGCAGCGGGAAACCUGCUUCUGCUGGUCAUUCUGGUCAUUAGACAUACCCAUCUCAGACCUAGAAAAUAGCGAUGCAUUACUCGUUCGGGCCAUGGACGAAGCAUUGACAGCCCAACCGCGCGAUAUGUACUGGUCUGUGUUGGGGAUGAUGAACAACCCCUGGUUCCGCGUGACCAUCACAAAGGAAGGCAAUUCCUUGAAAUUUGAGCACCCCACACAUCCCGCCAAAGCUGGAGGAUGGAUGGAAAAGGCCAAGAAGGCGGGUGGAGACCUGCUCAAUGGUAAUUGGGGCGAGAGGCAUGAAGGCGAAGAGCCUGUGGAGCCGGAGCCUGUACAGAAGAUCAACAUGAAGAAGGAAGGUGUCAAUCGGCAGAUCGAUCUGGAGGAGUUACAGGCCAACCGCCACGCUGAGAAGCCUUGGUUUGUUGUUGAUGGUGAGGUUUAUGAUGGCACUGGAUUCCUCGAGGGCCACCCUGGAGGAGCAAUCAGUAUAACCUCCUCUGCUGGACUCGACGUCACGGAGGAUUUCCAUGCGAUUCACAGCGAAACUGCGAAAAAGAUGAUGCCGGACUACCACAUUGGCACAUUAGAUAAAGCAUCAUUGGAAGCCUUGAACAAUGCUUCUACGACAACCUCCACUGAGCCCCGUCCUCACUUCCUGCAGUCAAGGGCAUGGUCACGCAUGACUUUGAUUGAGAAAAACGACGUGUCAUGGGAUACUCGAAUAUUCGUCUUCCAGCUAGAGCAUGAAAGGCAAACUCUGGGCUUGCCAAUCGGCCAACACCUGAUGAUCAAAGUCCAGGACCCAGAAAAUAAAAAUGAAGCUAUCAUCCGCUCUUACACGCCAAUAUCUGAAACAAACAUGGAAGGACGAAUGGAGCUGCUCGUGAAAAUCUAUUUCCCGACCACAGAUAUCCCCGGCGGGAAGAUGACUAUGGCUCUGGACAAACUUCCUCUCGGGGCUCCAAUUGACUGCAAGGGACCAACAGGCCGAUUCGAGUAUCUCGGCAACGGACGAGUCCUUAUCAGCGGCAAAGAACGGCAUCUUCGUUCUUUCAAGAUGAUUUGCGGUGGAACAGGUAUCACACCUGUUUUCCAAGUCCUACGGGCUGUCAUGCAAGACACGCAAGAUCCCACGAAGUGUGUGGUACUGGAUGGCAAUCGUUUGGAAGAGGAUAUCCUUUGUCGAGCGGAGCUUGAUGCUUAUGUUGCACUGGACCAAGAGAAAUGCACUGUUGUGCAUACCCUGUCCAAGUCAUCCGAUACUUGGCAGGGUCGCCGUGGCCGUAUCUCAGAAGACCUCAUCAAGGAGUUCGCUGCCCCCGAAGAAGCAAGUAUGGUUCUUCUGUGUGGACCUGGAGCGCUGGAGAAGUCUGCGAAGAAGAUUCUUCUUGAGCAGGGCUGGAAGGAGUCGGACUUGCAUUUCUUCUAA
Penicillium argentinense is the source of this 2643-nucleotide messenger RNA. RefSeq names its product nitrate reductase NiaD (gene niaD). Bases 1 to 2643 code for a protein of 880 amino acids. Gene Ontology annotation, molecular function: molybdopterin cofactor binding; heme binding; nitrate reductase (NADPH) activity. The record is from RefSeq and is a predicted model, not a curated record. Gene Ontology annotation, biological process: nitrate assimilation; nitric oxide biosynthetic process. The transcript is spliced from 6 exons. NCBI's taxonomy places the organism in Eukaryota, Fungi, Ascomycota, Eurotiomycetes, Eurotiales, Aspergillaceae.